GCGAGUGCGCCACCACACCUACCAGAUCUCCGCCUCGCCGGCUGGCCACCCACAUCCCCACCGCAUCCAUCCACCACCAUGAGGACCGCCGGCGCGGGCGCGGUAGCCGCCGUGACGCGCGUGGCGCAGCGGGUGGUGGCCCCGUCGGCGCCCACGCCCGGCGGCGAGCUCCCGCUGUCCUGGCUCGACCGCUACCCCACGCAGCGCGCCCUCAUCGAGUCCCUUCACGUCUUCAAGGGCCGCGCCGCCGGCGACUACGCCGGGGAGUCCCCGGUGGAGGCCAUCGAGCGCGCCCUGGCUGCCGCGCUCGUGAGCUACUACCCCAUCGCCGGCCGCCUCGCGGCGAACGACGCCGGCGAGCUCGUCGUUGACUGUACCGGCGAGGGCGUGUGGUUCGUGGAGGCCACGGCCUGCUGCACCCUGGAGGAGGUGGACUACCUCGAGUACCCGCUCAUGGUUCCCAAGGACGAGCUCCUGCCGCACCCCACCUACCCCGCCGACGACCCCCUCGCCGAGGACUCCCUAAUCCUUCUCGUCCAGGUGACGAAGUUCGAGUGCGGCGGCUUCGUAGUCGGGUUCCGGUUCAGCCACGCCGUGGCGGACGGGCCGGGCGCGGCGCAGUUCAUGUCGGCGAUGGGCGAGAUCGCGCGCGGCCGGUCGGCGCCGUCGCUGGAGCCGGCGUGGGGCCGCGAGGUGAUCCCGAGCCCGCCCGCGGCCUCCGUGGGCCCGCUCCCGAUCCCGACGGAGCUCCGUCUCCAGUACCUGGCCAUGGACAUCUCGACGGAGUACAUCGACCACUUCAAGGCCCGGUUCCUGUCGCAGACGGGCCACCGCUGCAGCGCGUUCGAGGUGCUGAUCGCCAAGGCGUGGCAGGCGCGCACCCGCGCCUUCGCCUUCGCCAGGGGCUCCCCCGUGCACGUCUGCUUCGCCAUGAACGCGCGCCCGGCGCUCCGUGCCCCCGCGCUGCCCCACGGCUUCUACGGCAACUGCUACUACAUCAUGCGCGUCUCGGCGCCCGCGGAGGCCGUCUCCGACGCGCCGCUCAGCGACGUGGUGCGGCUGAUCCGGGAGGGCAAGAAGCGCCUCCCCGCCGAGUUCGCGCGCUGGAGCCGCGGCGAGCUGGACGCCGACCCGUACCGGAUCACCUCCGACUACCGGACGCUGCUCGUCUCCGACUGGUCGCGCCUCGGGUUCGCCGAGGUGGACUACGGCUGGGGCGCGCCCGUGCACGUCGUGCCGCUCACCAACCUCGACUACAUCGCCACCUGCAUCCUCGUCCGCCCCUCCGCGCACAAGCCCGGCGCCCGCCUCAUCACCCAGUGCGUCGCCGCCGACGGCGUCGACGCAUUCCACCGGGACAUGAUGCGCCUCGACGACUGAGCUCGUUGAUCGGGCCGGCCGUCGGUAGCUGCUGCCGGAGCAGAGGAAAACUAUACCGCUGCUGCUACGCCGCGAUACAUACAUACAUAAUACGCGGCCUGUAAUGCAGAGCAGAGCAUCGUUGUAAUGUUUGAUUGAUUCGUUGUAUUCCAUUGAAUUCGUUCGUUUUGCCA
This is a messenger RNA of Lolium rigidum, 1553 nucleotides long. Its product is annotated as acyl transferase 7-like. The record is from RefSeq and is a predicted model, not a curated record. The coding region runs from base 79 to 1380 and encodes 433 amino acids. Lineage: Eukaryota; Viridiplantae; Streptophyta; Magnoliopsida; Poales; Poaceae. The transcript has 2 exons.